Messenger RNA from Ceutorhynchus assimilis (cabbage seed weevil), 10516 nucleotides. Lineage: Eukaryota; Metazoa; Arthropoda; Insecta; Coleoptera; Curculionidae. The record is from the annotation of a GenBank genome assembly.
CAACCAUAGUCCAACUUCGACUGGUUACGUUCACGUUCUUCGAUAGUUCGAAGAAAAAAAUCGCGGAGCUAAAAAUGCUCUACACUUAAUUAUUUUAGUGUUUGUGUAUAAACUUUGUGGAUUUACCUCUUAAAUUUGAAAAUGCAAAUCAAGUAAAGGAUGGAUUGGAACCCAAGCGAUCUGAUCUGGUUCGAUCCGGGAUUGGGACACUCGAUCCCCGGGGAAGUACUCGAGUGCCAUAAAAGUGCGAACGUUAUUACCGUGCAAGCUGUUAUCAAUGGAAAGGCUCAAACUUUCGCUCUCCAAGAUGGCGAGGGUCAAGUUAGAAGAAGGCAAGACCUCGGUACCGGGGGUGUUGAGGACAUGAUACAAUUGACCGAUUUACACGAAGCUGCUUUACUAUGGAAUUUGAAAUUGAGAUACGACCGAAAUUUAAUCUACACCUACGCAGGCAGUAUCCUAGUAGCCGUAAAUCCAUAUCGAAUGUUCGAUGGAUGUUACGGUAUCGAAUCAGCUCAGAAGUACCGAGGCAAAAUGAUAGGGGAACUACCUCCUCACCUAUUUGCCUCAGCUUCAUCAGCUUACUCCGCCUUACCAUCACCACAGGUUGUAGUAAUAAGUGGCGAAAGCGGUUCUGGUAAAACCGAAUCCACAAAACUAGUAAUGCAAUACCUGGCAGCAGUUGCCCCAUCAGCCCCUCGUAAUCAAGCCCUGGUUACUGAACAAAUCCUGGAAGCAACGCCUCUUUUGGAAGCCUUUGGCAACGCUAGAACAGUAAGGAACGACAACAGCUCUAGAUUCGGCAAAUAUUUAGAAGUCUAUUUCAAACACGGAGCCAUUAUCGGUGCCAAAGUCACGCAAUACCUUCUGGAAAAAUCCAGAAUAGUCACUCAAGCUCCUGGAGAACGCAACUACCACGUUUUCUACGAACUUUUGGGAGGCAUUAGCAAUGCCGACAAACAAAAAUACGGGCUCGUUAAUCCGGAUAAAUAUUUUUACUUGAAUCAAGGAGGCGGCGAUUGUUCUCCGGGUCAUUCAGGAUCUGGAGCCGAUUGGAAAGCUCUAACAAGAGCAAUGCAAGUUUUAGGAGUCAGCGAAAGCGAACAAGAAGGCAUCAUUAAAGUGCUUGCUUCAGUAUUGCACCUGGGGAAUGUUUAUUUUCAUAGAAGACAAUUAAGGCACGGCCAAGAAGGUGUCGAGGUAGGUUCUGAUGUUGAAAUAAAGUGGGCAGCCCAUCUCCUGCAGAUUUCCGCUAGUGGUUUGCAAAGGACUCUCACGUCUCGUAUCACCGAGGCUCGAGCAGAACGCGUUUUCUCUCCUUUGAGUAUCGAUCAAGCCUUGGAUGCCAGAGAUGCUUUUGCUAAGGCUCUUUAUGCUGCCUUAUUCAACUGGUUGGUGACUAGAGUCAACAAUAUCAUUCAACGAGGUGGUCUUCAGGAUGCUGCCAGAAUUUCCCUAUUAGAUAUUUUCGGGUUUGAGAACCUAAAUGAAAACUCAUUUGAGCAACUUUGCAUCAAUUUUGCUUCAGAAUCUUUGCAACUCUAUUUCAACAAGCACGUUUUCAAGUUGGAACAGCAAGAGUAUGCUAAGGAGAGGCUGGAAUGGACCAACUUGACUUGGACUGACAAUACUCCUGUAAUUCAACUUUUAGGCAAAAAACCUGUGGGUAUUUUCCAUCUUUUGGACGACGAAAGCAACUUUCCUAGAGCCUCGGAUGCCUCUUUUCUGGAAAAAUGCCACUACAACCACGCUCUUAAUGAAAACUAUUGCAGGCCCAGAGUAGGAGGCAGAGAAUUUGGGAUUCGCCAUUAUGCAGGUCAAGUUUGGUACUCGGUGGACGGGUUCUUGGACAAGAACCGCGACAUUCUCCGUCCAGAAGUGAUCGACUUGCUAACAUCCAGCAAGGAACCGCUAGUCAGUGCCAUUGCCAAACCUCUAAGCAACCAAUCGCAAAGCAGAACGUUGCCCAAAGGAGCCAACGGACGUUUCGUCACUAUGAAACCCCGCACCCCAACAGUAGCGGCUCGGUUCAGUGAUAGUUUGCAACAACUUUUAGAAAACAUGUCCAAAUGUAAUCCGUGGUUUGUGCGUUGCGUCAAACCCAAUAACGAUAAGACGCCAAUGAAAUUUGAUAUGCCUGUGGUGAUGGAACAGCUUAGAUAUGCUGGAAUGUUGGAUACUAUUAGGAUAAGGCAAGCUGGGUAUCCUAUUAGGAUGAAAUUUCAUCAGUUUGUGGAUAGAUACAGAUACCUGCUGACCAGAAUACCAAGAGGUGCCCCUUACAGAGAUCUUUGCCGAGCCAUUUUGGAACAAAUACCUCAUACAGGAACAGAGGGUCCAGACUAUCAAUUAGGAGCCACAAGAGUUUUCCUGCGAGAAAGCUUAGAGCGACAACUAGAACUCAGAAGAGGAGAUUCGCUCAAAGGAGCAGCAUUAGUCAUCCAGAAAAACAUCAGGGGCUACUUAGCCAGAAAGAACUACAUCAAACUAAAAAAAAGUGCAGUCACCAUCCAAAAACACUGGAAAGGCUACAAACAAAAGCAAGAAUACAUCAAAAUCAAAAAAGGUGUCAUCAAAGCCCAAGCGCUCUACAGAGGUCGCAAGGAGCGCAAGCUUUACAGCAAACGUAAAGCCGAAUUUAGAAGAAGAGUCGAAGCUGAAAAAAUCGCUCAAGAACGAGCCAAGCAGCGGGCAGCUAGAGAGGCUCAGCUUCAAGCGCAAGCACAAAAGGCCAACGCUUCAGCUAAGGCUGCUGCUAAAGUUACCGACAGCAAAACCACAGUCAAUCAUUUGGAAAUACCAGCAGAAUUGGCUUUUAUAUUUACGAAAUUAGAUGGUUUUACUCCUUUACACACUGAACGCAAUCUAGUAAAAGUUCUGGGCGGAGUCCAAGGAAACCCGCAACCACUAAACUUACCUCACGACAUAAACCAGUUUGAAUUUUCCAAGUUUUCCUCAGUCUAUUUCAAAGACGCUGAUCUUCAUUAUAAAAAAGACCCCAUUACAACUCCAUUUUUAUCCAAAGCAGCUGCCAGGGAUCAAGAUUUCCAAGACGCUGUUGCCUUAUUUAAACUUAUUUUAAGAUGGUCGAAUGACUCUCAAUUAACUGGACCCAGAGAACGAGCAUUGGCUGAUUACAUGGUCUACAAAGGAUUGAAUUCCAGAGGCCUCAGAGAUGAAUUGUUGGUGCAAUUAUGCAAUCAAACUUGGAAAAAUGAUAAUUCUGAAAGAGUUUGGCAAUUAAUGGCUCAUUGUUUGAGUACCUUUCAGCCAAGUCCACCUUUGAGCAAAUAUUUACUCAAAUUCAUCACAGAUCAUGCUCCGAGUUCCACAAAAGAAACCUUACAAAGGAAACUUAUGAGAAGCCUUCAAAGAGCUCCUCAUUCGAGAAACAUGCCUCCAAGCUUACUUGAAUGGAAAAGCAUUAGACAAAAAGCUAAUUGUGCUUUGCCAUUGUACUUGUCUGAUUCUACAAUAUCUAGUGUCAAUGCUGAUUCCUGGACCACAUGCGAAGAAGCUGCUUCUUUGGCUAUUGCAUCUCAAGGUAUCACUCCAGAAGGGUGGAGCGUUGUCAUGGAUGAUGCCGGAGUUUUAUACGAAGUCAACGGGCUGGAUUAUAUAUUUGAUUUAGUUUCGGAACUAGAAUUAUGUCCUGCUUUCCCCAUACAAAAAUCUACUUUAUUAAAAACAGGAAGCAGAAAAAGUUUUCCAGUUGAAGUAGAUCAUCAUGUGAUAAGUCCCACCAGGCCCCAAGUGCCUCCUCCAGAACCGCCUAUUAAUAUUACACGUAAAAUAUCCAGAGAAAUUGUACGUCCAUCACCCCCAGCUCCAGUCAUAUUAAAUUCUCGUCAAAGCUCAAGGAAAUCUUCCAGGGAGAUUCAAAAUAUUGAAACAAGAUUAUCUAACAAUAUUAAUCCAGCUCCAAUUAGAAAAGCUUCCCAUGAAGCCUUGUCCAGAAGCUCUGCUUUAAAUGACAGAUAUUUCGACCAAGAAAAAACCAGAUCCAGAAGUUUGGAUAAUUUACUGGGCGAACCUGAACCAAACCCAUUAGUUGAACUAGGCUUAUCACAAACAUCCAAACUAAACGAAAGAUACCAUUCCGUAGAACAACUAGCUCCCAUCAAGCCAAAUAUAGUGAUGACUCAUCAAAACUACAUGUCCAAACAAGAAAUUGAAUUCGAAUAUCCAGACAUUGCCAGCGUAAGUACUUCACAUAGAGACCGCGGAGGUCCUAGAUAUAUUAAAUCGCAAUACGCUGGCAAAAAGGCACCUCCAGGAAGCCAUUCCAGUCGGGCCUAUAUUGAAAAAUCAGAAUUUGGCGUGCGAAGUUCGGCAAUGUCAGAUACUAGUGAAGCUCCUAGUUUAGCUUCCCAUGUAAGGAGAGUCAGAGUACCUUCCCAAGCUAGUGACGUAGAUCAAUUUUUAGACGAACUUUUCAGUCCAGUUUUAGAUGGGAAUUUGGAUGAACUUUCAGAUGCGAGAUCGUUGGCUGCAAGUAUAAAGGGUGGCAAAGGAGGAGAUGAUUAUAUUGAAGGCCUAGAUGAUUUUUUGGACGAUAUUCUAGGCAAUAAUUUGGAUUCAAAUGUCAAUAUGCUCUCUAAUACGUCUAAAAUGGUUUCCAGAAUAAAAGGGGGUGGACAUAGAGAUAGAGCUAACAGUCAAGUUAGUGAUGGAAACUCGGCUCUUGAUAGAGAAGUAGAAGACAUUACAACUACACCUCAAGCAACAACUGCACCAGGAAGUAAUACCAACGUAGACGAUUACAUCAGCGAUCUAUUCCGGCCUAUUUUCAUAAACGAUAGUAUCAAAACCCUUACCGAAAAACACAAUUUGGUUGAAUCAAUAAAAGGCGGAGGAUCCACUCAAAGUGGAGCUUCAUCUUCGAGCUUCAACUAUCAAGCACCUUUGGUGGGCGCUCCCCCAUUAAUGAUGCCCCUUUUAAGCCCCACUCAAGAAGGAUACUCACCAAUAUUCAAUCCAAACAGUCCCGAUUUGGCUGCCUACCAGCAAAACUUACAAAGGGCGUUCUUGCAAAGUGCCAUGGCUCAGAACAUACAAAUCCAACAGCAAUUGCUGGCUCAGAAUCAGGCUUUGCAGCAAUUGCUGACUCAAAAUGUUACCCCUGGAGAUUCAAACAAGUUAAGUGAAACUAUUCAAACUACUACUGUAAAAGCUCAAGUGCAUCAAUCGUCUCAAAACAGAAAAUCAAGUUUCAAAUCUAAUAGUGUUCUAAGAAAAUCCAGCUCUCCCAGUGUUGGAUCCGAUUACAAAUCUAGAAAAACAAGUUCAGAUUCGAAUCUGAGUAGAAACGGUAUUCCUGCUCCACCCCCGAUGCCGCCACCCAUAGACGAAUGCGAUCCGAGCGAAACGAGGCCUUUCAUGGAUCCUUAUGGAAGGGCCAAGACAGUUCGGAUUGGUAAAUGGCGCUGGCCACCACCAAAGGGUGAAACCAACCACGAAAACGGAGAGGAUUUUAUGCAGUUUAAAAUGCGUCAAAAAGAAAGAAAAGUGACUCCUAGUAAAGAGCAAAAUGGAUCAGUGAAAACUGAUACUUCUUUAGAGUGGGACGAAAUUGAUUUUGAGCCAAUAGUGAAAGAGAAUGAUAAGCUUACUAGGACUAAUUCCAAAAAAGCGUUUGAGAUUGGAGCGUCACGUCCAUCACCAGGAAGCAUAGGAAAAAUCAAAUUGAGCUCAGAAAUGAAACAAAGACUGGAACGCGUUACAGCCAAUCAUUCAGUAAGAUCUACAAGUAGUAGCAAAGUAGACAAACCAUCACGAUCUGUGAGCAAACUGGAAGACACAAGAAAAAUGAUGUUGGAACAGCAAUUAGCUGGCAGAUGGGGAGACGAUAGUGCUAGUGGUAAAUCCAGUCCCGACACCCCACCACAUAUAUCACACCAUAAUGGUACCAAAUCUCCAACUCAGCAAAGUUGGGCUAGCGGCAACUGGAAACCUGGUCCACCGCCACCGCCCAUAGGUCCGAAUUCGUUACCACCUGCGCCUCCAGGACCGGCCCCACCACCACCCAUUGUCAGACCCAAUCAGCCUCCACCGCCCAUCGAACCUGUCCGAGACAAUUUCAAGAGCCACAGGGAUUUCUUGGCUCAGAAACAAGACCAACAUCAAUCGUCGUUUAUGACCCAACGUCAGGACAGGGACACAUUUGGUGUGCACCAGAACAGGCAAAACAAUAAUUCCAAGAGGAAUUCUUUUAGUGCCAACUGGGAGGUUCAGAGUAAUGUUACUGAGGCUCAGAAUGAUGGCGCUAGUUGGGCUCAAGAAGAUAGUGAUAGGCACGAUGGGAGGAUGUCUAGGGACAGUUGGGAGUUGGCGGAAUCUACUACUAUAACUUCUAUUGAGCCCAGGGAUGUGGGCGGAAGAUGGGACAGAGAAGAAAGAAAAUUCGAGAAAAACAGAAGCUCCAUGAAGGAAUCCAACGAACGUCCUACAUUUAGGACGCACCAAUUGAACAAGAGCGCUUUGGAAAGAGAAAAAAAGCAUUCGGUAGCAUCUACUGCCCUGUCUGACAAAACAGACAGACAAGAAGUGCAAGAAUGGCCUGAAUUCAUGCGACCAAUCAAAACUCCUCCAUCAAAAUCGCCCAUCAACAUUGAUAAUGAAAUUGAAGAGCCUCGUACACCAACUACACCCAACAAAGUUGGCCCAUUAAGCGCCUCUGCUUAUGUAACUUACAACAGAGUCUCUUGGUUACUUAGAGUGCGCAAAGAAUACUUUUCACCUUCGGAACCAUUAGGUCCUUUGAAUGCUCUGCAUUUAAUAUUCUGCCAAAUAGUGGCAGACGUCUACGGAUUAACCUCCUGCAUAAGACUAACUCCAACCGAAAAACGUGCCGGAGUCAAUAUGCUUUCCGGCUACGGAGUGACUGCGGAAAACUACAACACCUCACAUAGAGCCAACAUCAAACGAAACGCCAUAGAGCUGGCCAGAACUUGGCCUCUAUAUUUCGCCCGAUUAUUUCCGGUAUCCGGAGCAGCUCAAUUAUCCGAUGUUCAACUAGUGGCAGUUUCUCAUUGGGGCGUCCACUUGGUCAAACGAGAGCAAAGUCACUUGCAAGUGAUUAAAUCAUUUGCUCUGAGCGAUAUUUCUUCUUGCACGGCCCCUAGGCCCACUACAAUGAGUUUGGACGGACCCCAAGGAAGGAUCAGCUUGCAUACGCCUAGGGCCCAGCAAUUAUCCGAGAUGGUCAGCAAGUUUUGUGCCGAAGCAAGAAAGAUUCAAGCGAAAACGAAACAACGCAGUCGCUCGCCUGCUAUGGAAAGGCUUGAAGUUAUCUCCAGUACCAAUCUCAUCCCCAAAUCCAGAGGCGAAUCUUCUCCUAGCAGGCUUAUUUCCAGAGAUGAAGGAACUAGGUCUCCUAGCAGCCCGUUGCCUUCUACAGGCAAAUAUUCACUCAUGCAAUUUGCUAUGCAGAACUUUAGACAAUUAGCAGAUUUGGAUCACCAAAGAAUGGACCAACCGCACCAGAAAUCGAAAAACAAAUCAAAAGAGUGGACUUGGAAGCAACAAACUGACGUGAUCAAGUGGCAAGGGGGUUCUAUUGACGGCCCUCUUCUACGCUUGGACGAUCCAGAACUCACUCCUUUAGCUAUUGAAUGUUUCGAUUGUAUUUUGAGGUAUUGCGGAGAUCAGCCUUUGACUCCGGAAAUGUCAGAAGUCAAGUGUGUUUACACCGUUUUAAUGCACUGUCACAAAUACGCCCAGCUACGAGACGAAGUCUAUUGCCAACUAAUGAAACAAACCACCAGCAACAAAAGUGAAUCACCUGAAUCCAGCCAAAGAGCCUGGAGAUUAUUAUCAAUAGUUGCAGCCUAUUUCGCUUGCUCGGACACCCUUUUGCCAUACCUAAUGGAACACUUAUCCAGUGCAGCCAAUGACAGACGAAGAAUCUGUCACGGUACCGCUUCAGUUUGCGUUACCAACCUGAGAAAGACCCAGCGUUGUGGAGGACGCAAAAAUGUCCCAAGUGUAGAGGAAGUAACUGCAGUUAGUGCUGGUAGAAGCGCUCGAAGGCAAAUCUACAGACUUCCUGGUGGUGCUGAACGCGUAGUCAAUACGCGUUGUAGUACCGUAGUUGCGGACGUUAUUCAAGAGCUUUGUGGUCUUAUUGGUAUUAAUAGCGAGCAAGAGCAGCAGGAGUUUAGCUUAUACUGCAUAGUCCAAGGAGAUGCCUUUACAAUGCCUUUGGCUGCUGACGAAUAUAUUUUGGACGUCACCACAGAGUUGCACAAAGCUGCUCAACCGUUUUACUUGAUUUUUUGCAGAUCGGUUUGGUAUCAUCCCUUAAAACACGACGCUAGUCCUCUUUACACCGAAGUCCUUUUCAAUCAAGUAGCCCCAGAUUAUCUAGAAGGGCUUUUGUUGAGACUCGGAAAUCCCAACUUACCUCCGAGCGUUGUCAGGGACAUGGCACUAGUAGCAGCUCUUCUACACAGAGCUGCCGAUUUAGGUCACGCGCCCAGUCUGAAGGAAGUCAAAUUCCUGUUACCGAAACCAGUUUUGGGUCUUAGAGAGCCUAGGCCUCCUCAAUGGUUGGCUCUGGUUCAAACCAGUUGGGGUCAAGCGGCUGGAUUGUCCGUUUCGAGGGCGAAACAUCGAGUUUUGCAAGCGUUGAGCAGUUGGCCUUUGUUCGGUAGCUCCUUCUUUGCGGUGAAACGUGUAAUAGGAGAACCCGAUCACUGGCAAGAACACAUCCUAGCCCUGAACCGCGGUGGAGUUCACUUUUUGGACAUGAACACCCACGAAACCCUUCAGCAUUGGCCUUUUGCAGAAGUCAUAAGCACGAGAAAGGUACGAUCAGAAGACGGAGCUCUAUUUUUGGACAUGAAAUGCGGUAACUUGCUACAGCAACGAGUAACACGACUGCAAACCGAACAGGCGCACGAAAUUUCCAGGCUUGUGCGGCAGUAUAUUAAUUUGGAACAAGAACACAGCAGCCGAAUCAAUAAAUAAUUGCUCAUUGUAUUAGUUAACAUGUAACUAAGUCAAAGUAGGUUACAGUUUAACUAAAGUAUAAUCGAAUAUUUUGUACAUAACACAACAAAAAUAUAGUCUAUUUUAGAAAAGAAAAAACACAUAUUAUAUUAUUUAAUUUGUUAUUGUUUUUAACACAUAAUUUACCAAGUACUGAAUAAGUUUAUAUACAGUCAAAAAAUUAGACUGCACUUGCAAUAUAUUUUACAAUAAUUCAGUCCAUUUUUUUUAUUAAUUACAGGCAGUUUAUUGUAUUUUAAUAAAAUUUGUUGCAACUGAUUCAAACAGGACUAUGUCUAGGUGUUUUUGUUCCUUUUUUCUCACUUUCCUCGCCCCAAUGUUGAGCAGUGAACUGGACAAAUCCAGGAUCUAGAGGUCCACUAGGAGGUCGUUCGGAUACUUCGACUUCUUGGAGAAUGAGUUGUUUUUGGGGCGGUACUAUUGGGGGGAUGACGUAUUUUUUUGCAGUUUCUAAAACACAAACAGACGUUGUUUCUUGAGAGGAAAAGGUUUGAAAUGAACUAGAGCUUAUUGGUUUAUUUAUUUUUAUAAAAAAUAAUGUUAGAGAUCAUUAUAAAUACAUAUACGGUGUCCUAUAAGUAAAAGUUAUUGGCUCAUUUACGACGUGAAGUGUUGUGUUUUUGGGUAAAACUUUCAUGCUAUAUAAAAAAUAUGAACAAACUUCGCAAGUUGCCAUACUGUAUAUUGAAGGAGCAUUGGUGAGGUCAAAAGGCAUUCGUUUGAGCUGGAACAGACCACGAAUAUCGCAAUGAUGAAGUUUCGAAAAGUACACGAAUUUGUAACAGCUUGUAUACGUACUAUGAGAUUUGGAACUGAAAUAAACUGAGUAAAAAUUAAAAAAUGAAAAAAUUGCCUCUUCUUCAUUUAGCAGGCUUUUAUCUCUGGAUCUAUAAGUCUAAGGCCCAGUUUAUUCACCUAUCAGGUAAUGCAAUUUGACAGAUACAAACGCAAUCUAGAAUCCUAUUGAUUGGUGAGCUAGUUAUUCGUCAACCAAUAAACUUAUAAAUUGGUGAAUUAAUGACGGUCAAUUGGGCAUUGAUACAUCCAAAAGUUCGAUUUGGUAACAUCAAUUGGCCGCCGAGAUCUUGUGAUUUAAUAUUAUAUGAAAAUUCUCAAUAACAUUUAAACAAUUCUAUAGAUUUCUUAUAUUUGUACUUCAUGGUUAAUCCUAAUACUAUCCAAUUAAAACUCAACUUCUACUUUGGACACACCUUUUACAAAUACAAAUUGUUAGCAAUAAAAACACAUAAAGCAACACAAAUCACCAAUCACCGAAAGCUAGCUACCCCGUAAUUCGUGGUGGAGUGUCUACCCUUUCGGAUGUUACUCCAAACUGGAGUGUGCAGCUCGAUUUUCGGAGGGAUGGUUGCGGUUUCGUCCGUGUCACUACCUCUAUCAUCUCUACCAACGUCUUUACCGUAAAUACCGAAUCUUCUGGGAAUAUCAAAAUCUUCAUUAGUCAUUUGCCUGUAGCCUCUAGUAGUAGGAUCGAGAUGAAUAUAGC